UUUCUUCCCCCACGUGCAGUUGUUUGCGGAAAGAUGGCGGCGCCCACUGGAGAGGUGGAAGUUGUGAAUAAAAAGCCCGCAGUGCGGAGUGUAAGGAGGGUUGCCAAUCAGAUUCCUGAAGAAAUCCUCAAAGACCCAGAACUUCAAGAUGCUAUCAGUGUCCUGCCUGCCAACUACAACUUUGAGAUACACAAAACCGUGUGGCGUGUGAGACAAGCAAAAGCCAAACGAGUGGCCUUGCAGCUGCCAGAGGGCCUGCAGAUGUUUGCCUGUGUGAUUGCUGACAUCAUUGAGAGGUUUACAGGAGCAGACACACUGGUGAUGGGAGACGUGACGUACGGGGCCUGCUGUGUGGACGACUUCACAGCUCGUGCCCUGGGAGCAGACUUCAUGGUGCACUAUGGACACAGCUGCCUGAUUCCCAUAGAUUCCACGGCCGGAAUUAAGAUGCUGUACGUGUUUGUAGACAUCCAGAUGGACACGGCUCACUUCCUGGACACCCUUCGCUUCAACUUUCCUCAAGGACACUCCCUGGCCCUCGUCAGCACCAUCCAGUUUGUGUCUGCUUUGCAGGCUGUGAGUGCGGAGCUGAAGCCGGAUUAUGAGGUUCUGGUGCCUCAGUGUCGACCGCUGUCUCCUGGUGAGAUCCUGGGCUGCACCUCACCUCGCCUGGACAAACAUGUCAAUGCCAUCAUAUACCUCGGUGAUGGAAGGUUUCACCUGGAGUCCAUCAUGAUCGCCAACCCAGAUAUCCCUGCUUACAGGUAUGAUCCGUACAAUAAGGUCUUCUCUCGGGAGCACUAUGACCACGAGGCCAUGCGGGCAAACCGACUGCAGGCCAUAGAGAAGGCACGGUCAGCCCAGAGAUGGGGUCUCAUUCUGGGCACGCUCGGACGUCAGGGAAAUCCCAAAAUCCUUGAGCAUUUGGAGAAUAAGCUGGAGGCUCUGGGAAGGUCGUUCACCAGGGUGCUGCUCUCUGAGAUUUUCCCCAGCAAGCUGGCUCUGAUGGCAGAUGUCGACGCGUGGGUGCAAAUUGCAUGUCCUCGGCUGUCCAUCGAUUGGGGAACAGCAUUCUCAAAGCCCCUGCUGUCACCCUAUGAGGCAGCAGUAGCCCUGCAGAAGGUAGAAUGGCAGGAGGUAUAUCCCAUGGAUUUCUACUCCAAUCAGAGCCUGGGGCCCUGGGCCCCCAAUCACCCAGACAACCAACCCAAACGACCCACGCGCAAACAGCCGCAGAAAACAGACAGUGUCCAGCAGGGCAGGAGUGGUAACUGUGAGAAGAGCGCCCUCUGCAGCUGCCAGCCGGAAUGAACCUUUACACUCACUCCCCAUCAGCUUCAACAGCAGCAACAUCCCAGCAGCCAACCGCAGCACAGCAUCUGCGUCUGCAGGAGACGACCAAUCAAAGGCCUUGGCGUAGCUCUGUUGUCAGAGCGCUGUGGAUAUCAGCUUUCAAGCACUCUCGCUGCCCACAAAGCACUACAUCAAACCAGCCCCCUAUCAGACUACACCAACACUGUGUGUGUGUCUCUGUGAGUGCAGAGUGUGUAAAUGUGAGUGAGAGUGAGUGUGUGUUUGUGUGUGUGUUGACCCUGAGUGCACAUUGCAGCAUGUGGGUGGCCAGUUAAACGCAAUCAUCUUGUCUCUGGGCGAAAAAGGAGCUGCCAAACACUUUGCCUUGUGUUGACCUUCAUACAUUCUAUUGGAGGCAGAAAUUGCAGGAAGAAAGGAAGGUGUGCUCUGACCAGACAGAGAGAAAUGUGUAAUGUGCUUUCUUUCUUUCGUUCUUUCUUUCUUUUCCUUUUGUAUAUUAUGUUCUAGAAUACAUCUGCAACACAAAUAGAUGUUUAUAUGUGGAAUACAUAUAUACAGCUCUGGAAAAUAAUGAGAGACCACUUAAAAAUGAUAAGUUUCUAUGAUUUUACUAAAUUGAAAACCUCUGGAAUGUAAUCAAGAGUAAGAUGGAAGAUCACAAGCCAUCAAACCAAACUGAACUGCUUGAAUUUUUGCACCAGGAGUAAAGGUAUACAAUUAUCCAAAAGCAGUGUGUAAGACUGGUGGAGGAGAACAUGCCAAGAUGCAUAAAAAACUGUGGAAAAAAAAAGAGUUAUACCACCAAAUAUUGAUUUCUUAAACUCUUAAAACUUGAACUAUUAAUAUGAACUUGUUUUCUUUGCAUUAUUUGAGGUCUGAAAGCUGUGCACUUUUAUGGUAUUUCAGCCAUUUCUCAUUUUCUGCAAAUAAAUGCUCUAAAUGACAAUAUUUAUAUUUGGAAUUAGGGAGAAAUAUUGUCCGUAGUUUAUAGAAUAAAAUAAAAUUUAAAUUUUACUCAAACAUAUACCUAUAAAUAGCAAAAUCAGAGAAACUGAUUCAGAAACUGAAGUGGUCUCUUAAUUUUUUUUAAACGCAAUAAACUGCAACAGUAUCAUUGAAUUUUUUAUUUUUUUUUUUCUUCAGAAUUACUCAGUAUUAAUCAGUGUGCGCUCUGAAAUGUUCUCUUCUGGCCGAUGACUCAACACUGCUCUAUAGUGCACUAAAGGAGGUGACAUUGUGCUGCAUUAGCUGGAGCCUUUUAUAUAAGCCAAAUUAGUCUGAUUCUUCUGAGCAGCUGCAUAGAUUUUAUAGUAUAAUUCAGUAUAAAGGAAACCUGCAGAUGGUAUAUUUAUGCAUGUGUUGUAUUGUCAAUGGAUGAAACAUAUAUUAGUUUAUAUUAAUUAGUUUCAGAAUAUCAGAUCAUACUGUAGGUGUACUGCUAAUAAUCCAAAACCUUCUGUCUCCUAAAUGUCAGCUUUGUAGGUGAUGGAGAGGAAAAACCUACUUAACUUUCAGCUGGAGUCAGUGGUAUAGAUAAAAAGUUAUAGAUCCAAGGAUUUUAUUGAGAAUUUCUAAUGGUUCAUUUAUAAAGACCUUUUAGCACUAUGUAAAAAAUGCCAAAUUCACAUCAUGUCAAAAAAUUAAAACCAUCAAAAAUGUAUUUUUAUGAUUAUAUAUAGUUCAGUGCUCACACAUAAAGUCUUAGCUCUUAGUUUACACAAUAAAUCGGGGGACAUAAAUCUAGCCCAGGUUUUUUUUGCUGCAACAAGCUUUGCAAGCCUAGCCUGUAGUGAAGUUUAGUGUAUUUAUAAGUCUGAUAAUAAGUUACAGUCAGAAUAUUGAGGAAAUGCUUGUUAUUUUCAGUUAUUUCAUAUACAAAUGUGAAAAAAAUAAGAGAUAAAGAAAAUAAGAAAUAACGUUACAAGUCACUCUAUCUGUACAAGACGAGAAGGCUGAGGGGAGGGGGGACAAACAAGGAAACAGUUACUAUAACCGUAUAACUACUACUGUUCCCACAAUAUAUUGCAAAUCUUUUGCCGUACUUCAUAACGUUCCUGGGUGAAUUUUAAAAGUGUUUUAAAAGUGUUUUCAUUAUCGUAACUGUGGUGAUUUCUCAAAAUAAACCUUUCAAUCCAUA
Molecule: messenger RNA, 3451 nt
Organism: Astyanax mexicanus (Mexican tetra)
Lineage: Eukaryota; Metazoa; Chordata; Actinopteri; Characiformes; Acestrorhamphidae
Gene: dph1
Product: diphthamide biosynthesis 1
Exons: 12
Coding region: 34-1311 (425 amino acids)
Biological process (GO): protein histidyl modification to diphthamide
Molecular function (GO): 2-(3-amino-3-carboxypropyl)histidine synthase activity
Source: RefSeq, a predicted model, not a curated record